This is a messenger RNA of Sinocyclocheilus grahami, 1848 nucleotides long. RefSeq names its product pejvakin-like. The coding region runs from base 371 to 1507 and encodes 378 amino acids. The record is from RefSeq and is a predicted model, not a curated record. Gene Ontology annotation, biological process: programmed cell death. Gene Ontology annotation, cellular component: cytoplasm. Lineage: Eukaryota; Metazoa; Chordata; Actinopteri; Cypriniformes; Cyprinidae. The transcript is spliced from 7 exons.
AACUGUUGGUCAUAUAAUACCACAAAUAUGGCUCAUGUAAACUGGUUUGACCUUAUCAUGCUAUACAAAAAGGUUAUCAGAUCUGCAAUGCUGUAUACAUUAAAAACCUCAGGUACUUACAGGUAAAAACUAGGUAAUUACAGAACAAUCAAGCUAAUUAUAUUCUGUUUACAAAAUAAAAUGAAACAAUACUGAACAAGCAUUAACAAGAUAAUUAUACUCACUUUAAACUUAACUACAAUGUAUGUUCUAAUUUAGAGGGAGUUACUUAUAACAGAUGUGAUGGUGUCAGGCCUAUUAUUUGAACUCGGUAAGACACUACACAUAUGGCAGAGAACACCCUGAUCAGCUUACAGCCACUUUAUUAUUGAUGAUCUGGUUGGACAAACCCAAGCAGCACCUCUGCUUCUCAUUUAGCCUCGAACAGCAGGUGGGGAACACUGGACGCCUAGUCCCUGUGCCCAGUCUAAGUGAAGCGGACCGAUAUCAACCCCUAAGUCUGGUGACGAGGAAAAGGAGACGACAUUUCUGGAAGAAGACCAAAUAUGCCACAACCCCUUUCUCGCUGAAAGACAUACUCGUGGGAGAUAAAGAGAUCACAGCAGGGGUCUCCUCAUAUCAGCUCCUGAACUAUGAGGACAAGUCUGAUGUUGCCCUUAAUGGGCGUUUGGGCAACCAUCUGAUCCAUGAGGUGGGAGUAAACGUGAGUGGUUCAGAUUCUGUGGCAGUAAAGGCCUCAUUUGGAAUUGUGACCAAGCAUGAGGUGGAGGUUCCAACAUUACUGAGAGAACUCAAUGCAAGGAAAGUUGACCUGGAUCACUGUUUGAUCCGUCAGUCCAAAGAGAGUGGGCGGACUGUCCUGUGUGUUGUCAUGGAGAGUAUCCGCACCACGAGACAGUGUUCCCUCACUGUCCAUGCUGGAGUGCGAGGAACUACCAUGAGGUUCCAGAUAGAUGAUGGUCGAAACCCUAAAGGUCGAGAUAAAGCCAUUGUAAUUCCAGCCCACACGACCAUAGCAUUCAGUGUGCUAGAACUUUAUGUGCGUCUUGAUGGACGUCUAGACAUAUGUGUGGCUCCAGAGUCAGUAGGAGGGUUUGAGAGGGAACAGAUCCGUGAGCAGCUAGGGGGAUUCAUUGGCCGCUUUUCCGUUGGAAGACUUAGGAGAUUCAUGUCGGGAAUCAUCUAUGGAAAUCCUUUCAGAGCAGAUGACAGGACAUUUGAAGAGCUCACUCACUCUGAUAUGUACAUGGAUGAUGUUGUGACGGACUACUAUGAGAAGGCUGCCAGCAUGACGGACCUGUCCACGGCCUACCUGCGGGAUGAAAAACACACACGUGUAAAUUUGCUCAACCAUAACAUACCUAAAGGACCGUGUGCCUUGUGUGGAAUGGGCCACCAGAGGCGUGAGACUGUCUACGGCUGCCUGGAAUGUUCUUCAGGGGGAAACAAAUAUGUCCGUCUCCACGCUGUACCAUGUUUUGACCUCUGGCAUAAAACUAUGAGGUGAGAAAUGGCCUGGAGGAACUCCCAGGGUGAUUAUCAUGCAAAUGUUGUGCAACAUGACCACAAGAUGUAAAACCCUCAGCUUUAAUUUUGGCGUAAACACAUUUUAUGAAAGCAAGAAUGUUCUUUGCUCAUUGUUGGAACUGACAUUGUAAAACAGAUGAUUUCAACAAAUUCUAAAACAUCUGACCUCAAUCUGAUUAUUAAGUAAUUUGUUUAGUGAUUGAUAUAUAAUGUUUCCUUGUUUUCUCAGCUUGUAUGAGUGUACAUUAUUAUACCCCUAGUAUCAUAGUUGUUAAAUAAUAAUUAUUAUCUAGUACAGGCCUGUCCAAACUCGGUCCUGGA